Molecule: messenger RNA, 4543 nt
Organism: Polypterus senegalus (gray bichir)
Lineage: Eukaryota; Metazoa; Chordata; Cladistia; Polypteriformes; Polypteridae
Gene: tcp11l1
Product: t-complex 11, testis-specific-like 1
Exons: 11
Coding region: 646-2205 (519 amino acids)
Biological process (GO): signal transduction
Source: RefSeq, a predicted model, not a curated record
UGUGCCAAGACCACCACUUCAGGUACUAGAAGACCAGUAAAAACAAUGCACUUAUUUCACACUCUAUAGAACAGAAAAUAUAAAAAAUAUUUUGUGAGUAAAAACUUACCAGCCUCAAGAGGAGAAAAUAAAAUUGGGAGGGAACAAACACACGGAACUACCACCGUUGGCACUAAAGACUUCAAAUUCCGACAUGCACUCGGACGUUUGCCUCAUGACGUCACUUCCCUAAACAGAGACUGGCCGGCUGUUGCAGACUGAUUUUGAUUAGAAAGACGUUGGGUUACUAGGGCUCGGCGUGUUUAUGCUACAAAACACGGCUUAUGAGCUCCGCUAGUUGCCGGAGUCAUUCAGUUUAUCUAGAUUCGUCACAGAGUUUUUAGUCAGUUGUUGUCUGACAUGUCCUCAUGUUAGAUAUAAUUUUCUCUAGUGUUAUGUCAAAUGCUGAUGAAUUUGAAAAAGAGAAAAACAAGACGCUAACAAUUUAGAUUUUAUUUUGCAGCCAACAGAAGAUUUCUGGGCUUCUCAUCAAAUGUGACUGUUGCAAGGGUACCAUUCUUUGAAACUCCUUGACAAACAACAGACGUUGCAAGGAACAGAUACAUGAUUUACUGAACAUAAUUCUACUGCAUUUUUGAAUUCGUAAUGGACGGAAACACACCACAAGAUUUCAAGGAAUCUAAUUCUAGCAAGGACACUUUGGAAAAUUCCAGUGAUACAAGGAGUGGGGAUAGUAACUUGGACUCCUCGGAGCAAUCAGUAAGGAAGAGAGUCAGGCAAAGAACUCCCAGUCCACACAGCAGCUCAUCAUCUUGGUCAAGUUCCCCGAGAUAUGUGUCAGUGGAGGAACUUUUGGAAACUGCUAAAGGCGUCACCAACAUGGCUCUAGCUCAUGAGAUUGUAUUGAAUGGAGGAUUUCAGCUAAAGCAAUCCGAGCCAGUAGGCAGCUUGGAAAAGAGAGUGAGAGAGAUUGUUCACAAAGCAUUUUGGGACAGCUUGGAAACCCAACUGAGUGAAAAUCCUCCCACUUAUGACCAUGCUAUUAAACUACUUGGAGAAAUAAAAGAGACUCUUCUGUCAUUUUUACUGCCUGGUCACAACAGACUGAGAAACCAGAUUAAUGAAGUGCUAGACCUGGAGCUGAUAAAACAAGAAGCAGAGAAUGGUGCUCUUGACAUCAACAAAGUUGCAGAGUUCAUUAUUGAUAUCAUGGGAACACUGUGUGCUCCUGCUCGAGAUGAAGAAGUUGGGAGACUCAGAAAUAUAACUUCAGUUGUUCCUUUAUUCAAGGAAAUCUUUUCUGUGUUGGACUUAAUGAAGAUCGAUAUGGCUAACUUUGCCAUAAGCAGCAUUAGACCCCAUUUAAUGCAGCAAUCUAUUGAAUAUGAAAGAAUGAAAUUCCAGGAAUUUAUUGAAAAACAACCCAAUGCUUUGGAUUUUACCCAGAAAUGGAUUGAAGAGGCGUUGAAUGAACUCAUUAGCUCCAAAGUGGAAACUACAUCCUCUCCAAGUGGAGCUGAAAAUGUCCUUCCUGCAGUAAGUUCUUCAGCAGUGCUAAAUUGGGCAUAUCUUAAGCUGCUUAAAUGGGACCAUAUGAAAACACCUUUCCCAGAGACACUCUUGAUGGAUGAAACUCGGUUUCAGGAAAUGCAGUUACAGCUUGACCAGCUGACAUUAAUUGUGGCCAUCCUUCUGAUUACUUAUAACAUAGCUGGUACAGAACUAUCUGGCUUGCCAGGGUUUGCUGAAAAACUAAAAGAGAUCCUGAAAGUGCUGCUGACAGGGAUGCACAUGCCCCGUUUCAAUGUGAGGGAGGCAUUGGUUACCUCUGCUGAAAAGAUUUGCUUGGAGGUUAACACUUGCUUGAGCCAGCAUGGAUUUUCACAUUUAUCUCCUGAUCGAGAAGCAGCACUUAAAGGGCAAAUUGAGGCUUUGAUGAAGACAGACAAUUCCAUACAUAAACUCAUAGGAUCACGCAUUCAGAGCUUCCUAAAAUGUUACAUUGAAGCCAGCUGCCAGAAGUCCAGUCCUGCUUUUCCAGGGGGCCUUGAACCAGUUCGGAUGGAAUUAGUUGAAAUAGCUGUCAAAUUCAGUCGACUGGUCAACUACAAUAAGAUGGUAUUUAGUCCAUACUAUGAUAGAAUUCUCAGCGUCCUCAUGAAAAGCAAACACCCACUUUUCUCACUAAGAAAAUCUGUGGAGUAAAGUGAAAAUUUUAGUGUAUCUUAGAUUAUUCUUCGUUGAAAGAAUUAAAUUAAUCAAAAUUCUUUUGUUUAACAUUGCACUUUCCAAAGCAACUUAUUUAUAUUUUGGAAAACGCAUUUUAAAGAGUUAAAAUUAAAUGUUUCUAUAGGCUUAUGGCAGUAAUAAUGAAAAUAGUUCUAUGCUGACAUCUGCAUUUAAAGAAAAGGGAAUUAGAGUAAAUCUUUAAUAAUUUAAGGCAUGGUCAACUAAUUAGUGAACAAAAUUGUGACAAGUUUCUAUACCCAAUGCAAACAGUGCAAAAAUAUUUGCAAGUUAGAUUUUUUUCUUGUUGUAAAGUCAACUUAGUGGCAGUCUUUAGUGUGUGUUUUUGGUAAUAACAGUCAUGGUGUUCACAUCUUUUAUUGUGACAGAAAUAACACCUUGGAACAUCUUUAGUUAGGGCUGCAUAAAGGAUGUGUGUGGGCUUACUUUUGAUUUUGUACUUGGAACACUCCACCCAUCCUCUUUCUAUAGGGGAUACAUUAUUUCAAAUGGUGGAAUUCCAUUUUAGUAAAAUAUGAGAAUUAAUGAAACGUGGACAUCUGUGUUCUCAAAGAAGAGUGAACUUUGGCUUUACACAAGUCUUUCUGGAACAUAAUAAAAUAUCUUUGGAAUAACUAUGAAAAGGAUCAUUGUCACUGUGUUUAGACAGCUGCACUUGGUGGUUGUUCUCUCCAGAAAGUUCACCAUGAUGAGCAAAUGAUAGAUCUUAUUUUCACAGCCUACCCCGUAUAUGUCAUUUCCUGCAAAUCUGCAUGUUGAGUGCUGUCCACAAGAUAGAAAUAAAGCUGAAUGUCGAGGCUGUGCCUAAUAACCAAAUUCUGGAAUUAUGUGAGAUAUGUAUCAUAAUUUUUUGUUAUAUGUUCCACAGUAAUUUUUUAUUUUGAUACUGUAUUUUGAAAGAUUUUGCAAAGACUGUAAAAGAAUGUAAGAAAUGUGAAGAUUAAUUAUGAUAAUACUUUUGACAUGUCUGUUAUGAUUUUUAUAUUUAAAAAUACUUCUACCUUAAAAAAACAAACUUUUUUUUAUCAUUCUAUCAAUAUUAAGUAACUAUACAACUAUGAAGGUUUGAGUACUUUGCACUUUUAAAACUUAAGAGUGGUCUUAAAAGCUACUGGACAUUUUUUUGUAUUUUUUUUUUCUAAGAAUGAAAGUUUAAAUAACCAUUUUAGAGAAUGCAAGAUGUACUGUAUUUAUAGAUAGCAAGGUCUUGAGAAUAGCAGGUUGUUGCUCUGCAUCAGUAAUGAGUAUGUUGUUUGAAUUUUUUUUCUUACAUUUACAUGUUUGAGCUUUUAUGUUUGGAUUAGAUAUCCUAUUUUCAUCAAAGUAAUAAUAUUUUUUGGCUAAGUUUCAAAACAUAAAGCAUUUUAUAUGUCUGCAGUCUGUCAGAUGAUAAACGUUACUGACCUGUGGGUAUUUCUUUCAGCCUGAAGAAAAACUCAUCUGCUCAUAGUUAAUUUGCGAUGCACUUUAAAUAAUACGACAUUUUCAUGUUCAUUUCAACCACAUUUUCAGCAAACUUUAAAUGAAAAUUUAAUGUUAAAAUAAUUUGCUUAGUGUGUAUCCACAUGAUACCCUUAAGAAUUACAUUAGAUCCAAGAGUUAGUGAAAUUUGUCAAACAGAUUCUUAAUCAAGAUGACAUAAAGAUGUACGUGUCAUAACGGAAUAGGGGUGUCUUUCCCAAAACCAAUGCGUUUUAGUGAUUGAGAGGCAAUUUUACAAACCAAUGUAAUGUUUAAACUAUUUUUUUGUGCAUUUCCACAAAAACCCUCUUAACCCAUUAUGUCCUAAGGGGUUAUUUGGCAUUAUUGAGCCUAAGUUACAUGCCCAGAAAUAAACAGCUAUUAUUCAACUUAUGUAAUAAAGGAGCUGCAGAUGGCUGAGGAGUAGUGAGUACAACUCUCCAAAACUUUAAAAGAAAGUAUAUGAUUAAAAACUUUUGCUUACACCAAUAUCAACUACAUAAAACACAAAAAAGUGAUUUAUGUCCAAAAAAAACCUGGAUUUUACAGUAAACCAAGAAACCAAGACAUUUUAUGAUGCACAACCAUGGAAUCAAGUUUCUUUUGUGCCCCAAUUUGUCAGCUAUUAUUGUACCAAUUUAGAUGUCAUAUUUCAUAGUGUGGCAAAGUUUUACUGCUUGGCAUAAUAUUUCCGCCUUUUUGGAAAGAUUUAGUCUCUUGCACAUAAACUGCCCUUCAAAGCAAAUAUUCCAGUUGCAGUUACAGUAAACCCUCGUUUAUCGUGGUUAAUCCAUUCCAGACUCUACCGCGAUCAAUGAAUUUCCGUGAAGUAGGA